AAAGGGAAGGAAGAGAGAAAAAAGGCCUGGCACUGUAGAGGGAGAGAAGAAGAGGAAAGAAGCAUCAGUAGCUGGAUGGUGGGCCCUUGACCACCGCACCGGCAGCGUUCUCAUGAUGGGCCCACCGGACAGCGAGGGAAAGGAGAGAUCAGGUCGGAAGGCAGAGUCUCCAUCGAUCAGCAGCAGCAAAGGUCAAAGGAGCUAGCUAGGUGCUCUGCUUUUUAAUUUGCUUCACUUCCCCUCAAAUCCAAAUCCAAUCCACCAGCAGCAGCAGGAGGAGGGCCACCGCCGCCGCAUCUCACCCAUCAAAUCCGACAAGGUGCGCUGCUCCAAUCGAUCCUUACUUUCAUAUCCUCCCGCCUCCUCCUGCCGAUCUCAUCUUCUACCAUGCUGCGCUUCAAUCGCCAUGCCCACAGCCCCAAUUUUCUCUUCACAAAUCUCCUUACUUUCAUAUCAGCCCCAGCUUCAGAUGUAGUAUCUCUUUCAUCAGUGCUUGGAGCCAGGGAGGGAGCCUUGUUUUCCUAUCAUUAACUAGUUGCAACGUCGGUCGCCUAGGAUAUCAAUCUGAUCCGUUUGGUUGCUCAGGAGCCAAUGCACACUAGGGACCACACUACCAGUAAUGUGGAUGCCAACCAGGUUUCUCACCAUUUAGUGGGUUGGAUAUUGAGAAUUCAGAGGGACGCCGCACCCAAUUAUAUCUUGGGGCUCAACUUUCAAUUCACUCUCUGUAGCUGCAAAGUAUUACAUGAGACACACCUUUCAACAUCCUGAAAUGAUCUUUUGAUUCAAGAUGGGCCUCAAGGAACAGCAUGCACAACUGGAUGGCACUGACCAAACCAAAGCCAUCAGCUCACCUAAUUCGGAUGACCAUCACAAACCGGGCAUCCCUCGUGUAUCAAACUGCAGCACCGACGAGGAUUCUGGCCUUUCACUUUGCCGAGUCUGUCAUUGUGUCGAACCUGAUUUGAGAGGCGAGUCCGCCCUCGGUUUCUUGGGCAUUGCGCCACCUUCUCGAGAGCCUUCCUCUCCAUGGACUUAUAAUGACGCGAGCAACGAUGCUACCAAAACUUCCACCAGCAAGGAUGUCAUCACUGGGUCAAAGGAUGGCACCAAUGCUCCCAGAUUUGUUGAGUUUAUUAGCCCUGAGGGGGAGAUAUUCGUAUGUGCUACUGACGUGGAAUCAGGACCUUUGCAACAAGAUGAUCUUAUGGAUCUAGGAUGUUCUUGCAAGAACGAGCUUGCCCUUGCGCAUUAUGCCUGUGCAUUGAAGUGGUUCAUCAGCCAUGGAUCCACCGUAUGCGAGAUAUGUGGAAAUGUUGCUGCAAAUGUAAGGCCUGCAGAUUUCAAUAAGGUUCUCGCGUCCUUGAAGGAUUAUGAAGCUCUCAGGGAAAGGACAUCUACAGGGGAACUUCCGUAUUUGCAGUAUGGGGCAGAUACAGGUGUUGAUCCAGAUGCUGUUGCAGCAAUACGAAGGCAACGGCUUAGCGAGAUAUCAUCUUGGUUCAAUCCUCGUAACUCUCAUGUGGCUGUUUCUCAAGGGCACGUCGAACAACCGGCAGUCACUCCAAGUAAUAAUUCUGCUCUAGAGCAUAGUGUUGUGGCAGCAAGGGCAGUGCAUACAAGAUGGAGUUUGGAAAGUACUGGAGUUUUUGUUGUUAUUGGCCUAGCUGUCAUUGCUCUUGCAUGGUUCGUGGCUCCACAUGUUGGCAAAAAAGCUGCUGUAAUUGGUCUUCAUAUGCUUCUUGGAGGUUUAUGCGCGUUGACUCUAAUAGUAUCCCUGAGAUUUGUUUUCCCAAGAAUCCAGUAUGGGUCUAUGCGAUAUUGGGCAAUCUUGUUUGUGUCCUGGUUCCUAGUCUUUGGUGUUUGGGCUUCUCGAACUCGCAGCAUACGCUCCUCGUGAGCAUACAGUCUAUCCUCAGUCAUUGUGACAAAGUAGGAUUGCUUCACCGUUGCAGUGUUAGUUAUUUAAUCCUUGUGUAUAUUCAUCCAAUAUCAUGCUUGCCUUUUCUCUGAAUGGGUUUAUUUAAGAUGUAUAUGUUUGGCCCAAGGAAAGAUGGAAAAUUCUGUUA
Phragmites australis (common reed) is the source of this 2069-nucleotide messenger RNA. RefSeq lists its product as uncharacterized. Gene Ontology annotation, molecular function: zinc ion binding. The record is from RefSeq and is a predicted model, not a curated record. The coding region runs from base 791 to 1900 and encodes 369 amino acids. The transcript has 4 exons. Lineage: Eukaryota; Viridiplantae; Streptophyta; Magnoliopsida; Poales; Poaceae.